This is a messenger RNA of Hydatigera taeniaeformis, 375 nucleotides long. The record is from the annotation of a GenBank genome assembly. NCBI's taxonomy places the organism in Eukaryota, Metazoa, Platyhelminthes, Cestoda, Cyclophyllidea, Taeniidae.
AUGUUUGCAGUUCCUGUGAACAAUGUCUCGUCUCUUCUCAUUAUGAACAGUUCGUAUUCGCCACGUUCUAUCGAUCCUCAAAAACCCUUAUCUAUUAAAGUGGAUGAGCAGAACACGAAAGUUCAAAUACCAUAUCUUCCACCCUCACCGUCAAUGAUCGAUCGAGCACGGCCUGGGCGGGCAGUUCUUGUGAAUUCAACACUGGACUCAGUUCCCCCUAUUAUUUCCAGCCCUCUGCCCUCCUCUUCUCUUAUGCGGUUUAUCAAUAGUUCUGUGUUCUCCGUGAUUCAUACCCUUCACUAUCUUGAUGACAGCUCUGCGUCAGAAUAUCGGAGCUGCUUGGUUUUCAACUUGAAAUUAUCAAUGGAUCUUUAA